Messenger RNA from Pelodiscus sinensis (Chinese soft-shelled turtle), 567 nucleotides. RefSeq names its product C5a anaphylatoxin chemotactic receptor 1-like. Gene Ontology annotation, molecular function: complement component C5a receptor activity; G protein-coupled receptor activity. Lineage: Eukaryota; Metazoa; Chordata; Testudines; Trionychidae. Gene Ontology annotation, cellular component: plasma membrane. The record is from RefSeq and is a predicted model, not a curated record. Gene Ontology annotation, biological process: positive regulation of cytosolic calcium ion concentration; inflammatory response; chemotaxis.
UGAAACUCUCCUGGAGGGGCGGCAUGCCGAGGGGGAAACAUUGCUCUUCCCUAGCAUGGAUGAAGCCACAGCCCAUCUGGCAGAGUAUCCCGCCUGCAGCAGGGCCCUCAAAGAGCCAGGGAGCGGUUCUCCCCCCACACCCAGCACCGGUCAGUUCGUAUAGAUCCUAGUCCCGCGUCCCUCCCAGCAGGACGCCAAGUGGUCCCGUGGGUACAAACGUCCUUGCUGUAAAGUCCCGCUAAACUCCUCACUGGAGAGAGAUCAUGUGGCGGACUCCGAGGCUGGUGGAGAAUGAACGCCUACGACGACUCAGAUGACUAUGACUAUAAGAAUUUGAACUUCACCGCGCCCAUAGACUUCGGCACGCCGUCGCCGCAGCCUGUCAAGGUGUCCCCCAUCCUGUGGGUGUCGCUGGUGCUCUACAUCCUCGUCUUCCUGCUGGGCGUGCCGGGGAACGCGGCGGUCAUCUGGGUGACGGGCUGCAAGAUGAAGCGCACGGUGAACACGGUCUGGUUUCUCAACCUGGCGGUGGCGGACCUGCUGUGCUGCCUGGCGCUCCCCUCCCUG